AUGUACCUCAUUGCUGCAGCUCGUGAGAGCAAUGUUUCUUUGGUGAAGAGGCUGCUUAGAACCGGGGAGCUGCAUCUUGAUGCAAAAAGCAAGAAGAACGAGAGUGCGUUGGAGGUCGCCUAUCAACUGCACCACCGCCGCAUCAUCCAGAUUUUGGUCGACGCAGGAGCGGCUAAUCAAUGA
Penicillium verhagenii is the source of this 183-nucleotide messenger RNA. RefSeq lists its product as uncharacterized. The record is from RefSeq and is a predicted model, not a curated record. The coding region runs from base 1 to 183 and encodes 60 amino acids. Lineage: Eukaryota; Fungi; Ascomycota; Eurotiomycetes; Eurotiales; Aspergillaceae. The transcript has a single exon.